GAAUAAUUUUGAUGUUCAUAGUACGAAGAAGUGAAAAUUUUAAGUGGCCAAUUAAUAAUAAAAAACAUGCAUCAGAGACUAAAUCAAGGCCUUUUUGUGGAUCUUGUGUCAAUACUUGCCCGAACUGCCCAGGUUUCAAGCUCUGAGGUCGUAUCAAGCUGUGCCCUGUAGAGCAUUUUAUCUUUUGGAGGAGUCAUAAAAUACAUAUCAAAGGAAUAACUAAAUUAAUACAUUACUAUAUAAUGUUAUUUUGCAGUUUGGUUGAGAUGUUAUUCAACCAUGAUUUCAUCCGAACAUCGUAGCUUCUAUCGCUCUAUAUACUUUAAACCACGAAUCCAACGCCACGUGUCAACUUCUACAGCUGUAUGCAAUCAUCAAUCCAUCUCACAUGGUAGUUUCUACCGCUGUAUGACAUUAAUUUAUUCCACGAAUUCAAUAUCACGCGACAUCUUCUUCCGCUAUGACAUUAAUUGUAACUUUGGAUCCAGCACCACGUGACAACUUCUACCGCUUUAUGAAAUUAAUUUAAACAAUGAAUACAUCACCACGUGACAACUUCUACUGCUGUAUGACAUUAAUUGUCGAUAAUGGCAAUGAAGCAGCUUGGGGAUUGCUUGAUUUUCAUUUAUCAAAGCAAGGUAUCACGUUAAAGGGUUUCAUAGAAAACAACCAACAUGAGAUUUAUCAUUUAUGCUACCAUAAUAGUCGUUGCUGCCGAUGUCAUAAUGCUACUGUCAAUAAACCUCAAAGUAGAAUACUCUUUCAAACACAGUUAAACAUUCUGCUAGAUACCAAAGGAAGCAACAUUCCAUGCUACUUACCAAAACAUGGAAAACCCACUUGUACCCAUACGAUAAAUGACAAUUAUGCAAAUCCAAAUAUUGCUACAAAUCAGUUAGACUUGACGCUUUGUAGGUGCUUAUUAUUCAAUUUUACAAAUAUACUCCCACACGGAUCAGUUGAGAGGACUGCAUUUGGAGAUCUCAUUGAUAUGCGAAACAAGUGCUGCCAUGCUGCUAAAGGAGAAAUUCCAAGCAAUGAUUACCAGGCAUAUAAAUCACAGAUUGAACAAUGUCUCUUGGCAUUAGCUCAAGUAUAUGGAAAGACCUACGACAUGCAACUUAAAAUCAAAGAUGCGGAGAAACGACCAUUUGAUGAAAGUAUUUGUAAACAGCUGCAGCAAACCAUUUUGCAAGAACAAGUAUUACAGGGUGUAUUAGGAUUGCAUAAACAUAUAGAAUCCAGUCAGGAAGCAGAAGAGCGUACGACCAUCGAAAUACAGAAAAUGGGAAAAAGUACAAAGAGAACAUUACGAGUAGUAAAUUCAAGUAUGAAAUCAGCAGGACAUACUGCCUCGAAAAUAAAAAAAAUCGAAGAAAGUACAAAGAGAACAUUAAUGUUUGUAAAGUCAAGUAAAAGAUCAGUAGAAGGAAAAUUGAAAGUAAAUACAGAGAGAACAAUGCAUGCCAUAGAUUCAAGUCGAGAAGCAGAAGAAAGUACGGCCACUAAGAUUCAAAAGCUUGAUGAACGUCUGUCAAAAUGUGAGACAUCCAAAAGGAGUCGACUUCUAGGUUUAACACAAACAGAAAUUGAAGGACAUUUGAUGGAAGGUACCUUUGUGGAAACACCUGCUGUACAGGCUUGUAUCAAACUACUGGAAACGAACUCACUUCUUGUGCUAACAGGGGCAGCUGGUACAGGAAAAAGUAGAAACAGCUUAGAAAUACUACACCAGUUCCGGGUCAAACAUCCGGGAUAUGAAACAGUUAAACUUACAAACUUGCAUGAUUUUGCUGAUGUGGUUACGGCUGAGGAAAAGCUGGUCAUAUUGUUUGAAGAUAUUUUUGGUAGAACUAAUACAAAGUUUAAGGAGAAUACAGAUAUUCAAAUUAUCGAUAGAUUACAUGCAUGCACUAUUAAGGGUAAUAUUAAGGUUAUCUUAACAGUACGAAAUACAAUUAGAACGUCUUGUCAAUGGGUUUUAAUCUCACACAAAAUAUUCCAUGGUACGUGUGAAGUAGAUCUUAGUUCACAAAAAUUCAAAAUGACCAAAACUGAAAAGAAAUCGCUACUUUCAAAAUAUUUUGUGGUAAAUAAUUUUCGUCUUCUUGAAGUUGAUGAUCAAGAAAACUAUUUUGAAGAAACAAUUUUGGAUCCUCAAAUAGCUGUCACUAUUAAUCGAGAAACAUUGAACAAAAUAGUUGAAUCAGAACCAUUUCUUGGUUUCCCUGAAGCUUGUUCUUUAUUUACGGGCAACAGAAAACUCACUCGUCUUGGUUUAAGUUUCUUCAAACACCCAUCCAAAUAUUUAUUUGAAGAAAUUGAGAAACUUAGGAUUAAUGGAGCUGACAAUCACCAGGACAGAAUGUCUUAUAUAACACUAGUUUACAUAUUUUUAAACGACGAUGUUCUUGACCCAGAAGAUAUAGACAGUGAAAAAUGUCUUGAAAUAUCAGAGUCAUGCUAUGGGAGCUCAUAUAAAAAAUUUCCAACAUGCCAUAUUAGAGAUGCUGCAAAUUGGAUGAUAGGCAAAUAUCUGACAUUACAAUGCGAUAAAGAUACAUAUCACUUCCAGCAUCAAACCAUAUUAGAAAGUAUCUUAAUAUCAUAUAGUAGAAUCGAUCAGAAUCUAAUCUUGUCAAGGCUAAGCUUUGAUUUUAUAAGAGAGUUGGUACGACUUCAAAAUUAUUUCUUGAAAGAAGGUGAGAUCGUGAUGAAAAUAUCUCCAAAAUAUUAUCCAAAACUUGCUGACCGAAUAAUAAAAAUAGUGCAAUCGGAAUAUUUUAACAAUUCAUUGUCAAUCACUAUUCAGUUGUUGUGUGAUUCAGACAUAAUAAGAGAAAAUGAUGAACGUUUCGUCAAAUGUUUGAUUGACAAAGCACACGAUGUUUAUUUUCAGCCAGACUAUGCUUUACAGUCAUAUACAACGAACAACGGUGAAUUCAGACUUUGCAAACUUUAUUUACCUGCGCUUUUUCUGGGGCGUAUUGUGCAGCAAAGAGAAAUGAUUAAAACUAUUUCUCUGUUGCUUGAUCAUGUGAAGUUCAUCUUGAGUUCUGAUACUGGAGACGACAUUAAAUUUGUCUGUAAUUCAACCCUGUCAGAAGCAUUUUUACAUGUUUGUGAAUUAGAAAGCAAUGAAAAGAUUUUAGACAAUGUAUGGGAAUCUGUUGAGAAAUUGAAUAAGUUAAAAAUGAAAGAAUACAUGAGAAAUGUUAUCAGUACAGUAUGUUCCAGAUGUCCAGUAACAACGAUGAAAUGGAUGUUGAACAACAUUGACCGAAGUACAUUUGAAAUGAAGCAUUUAAUAAAUAGGGCCUGUGAAUUCAAAAGACUUGAUGUUGUACAGUUGAUAUGCGCAACUGUAAACCAUGACCAGCUUGACUUUACAUCAGCCUUUCUUCUGGCAUUAAAUAAUGUCAGGAACGACCCAGAUGGGCUAGUUUCAAAAUGGUUGAUAAAGAACAUUGGUCAUCAAUUAUUUGAUAUGAAAAAAAUUACAAGUCAAGUUCUUGUAGUUGGUUGUGUCGACGAUUUGAAGUUUUUAUUGCAAAACGUUGAUAACAACAUUUUAGACAUGAAGUUAGUGUUCACUCAAGUGUGUAAAGAGGAGAGGCACAUCGUAGAAAGUUUUUUGAAAUGGAUGGUAACGAAUGUAGAAAGGGAAAAGUUGAAUACACUUGAAAUGUUGAUUUUGGCAUGUAUGGCCCAGGACAUGGCAGUGGUUAAGAACUUGAUGAAUAAUGUCGAUCAUAAUCUCUUGGAAAUCACGUAUGUGUUAAAGUCUGCGAUAAGUAGUGAUUGGCGAGGAAGCAACAGAGAUUUAAUAGAAUGGCUUUUCUUACAUGUUGAUAUGAAACAUAUCGACAUGAUGCACAUCAUAGAUAUAGCUUUUAAAGAAGGACGAUAUGAAGAGAUUAAGAUAUUGAUACCAUGUAGUAAAGACAAUCUUGUUAGUAUUAACAAUAUUCUGAAAAAUGCAUGUGAAAACAUACAAAUAGAACUUAUAAAAGUUGUGUUGUCUGUUGUUGAUCAUAUCAGACUUAACAUCAGAGACGCUGUUAGAUCAGUUUGUGUAUUAUCGAAAAUAGAUUUAUUAGAAUUUUUCUUGUAUAAUGUAGAUUAUAGUUUAUAUGACGCAAACUACGUAAUGGAAGUCUCCUGUAGGUAUGGAUGGGUCCAUAUUGUGAAGUGGUUGUUAGACAACGUUGAAUAUUCAUCGUUUGAUAUACCUUCAGCGAUGAAUAUUGUGUUACGUAGACAGUUUGGGGAAUCUGAUAAAGCGUUGGUAAGACUUUUUCUACAAUAUCCUCUUCAGGACAAAGUUCAAAUAACUGAAAUAAUACAAGACUGUUGUUGGUUGGACAUGCUAGAUGUAGUGAAAUGGAUGUUGAAAAAUAUUGAUCAAAAUCAACUUGACAUGAAAUCGGUUAUGAAUACAGCCUGUAUUCGAAAUAAUGUUCAGCUGGUCCAAUGGUUAUUAUCGAAUGUAAGCACUAACUUGUUAGACUUGCCUUCUGCAUUUAAUAACACCAUACAUGCAAACCAUCCUGUUUUGAAUGUUUCUCUGGUAAAGAUUUUGAUAGGUAAUAUCGAUCAUAAGCUAAUUGAUAUGGCAAGCUUAUUAAAGAUAGGAUGUGAGCAAUUUUGGUAUGACAUUGUUGAAUGGGUCUUAGAAAAUGCAGAUCAUACACUAUUAGAUGUAAAAGAAGAGAUGAACAUAUUUUACGACAAUUGGAAGUAUGACUUCACCAUAUGCUGCGAUGAGGAAAUUAGUAAUAGAAGGGAAAAGUAUGAACCCUUGAUGAUACUGAUUCUUGAGAAAGUAAAUCAUAACUCACUUGACUUACAGAAAGUAUUUUAUACAGCAUGUCAAUAUGGUGCAUUAGAAGUUGUCACAUUAGUUUUAGAAAAUAGCAGUCAUGAAAUGUUGGAUAUGAACAAAGCAAUGAAUAUAGUUUACGAGAGUUGGAAGAUUGAAUUCUCCUUCUGCUGUGGCGGAGAUAUUAAUGAUAUAAGUAAAAAGUAUGUUCCUUUGGUGAAAUUGAUUCUUGAAAAAGUGCAUCAUGACUUUCUUGACUUAAAUAUGGUAUUGAAUCAAGCAUGUCGUUAUGGUUGUAUAGACGUUGUCACUUUUGUGUUAGAAACCGUCGAUCAUGAAAAGGUAGAUGUAACUGAAGCAAUCAACAGAGUAAACUCACUGGGGGACAACGGCAAUAAUGAUAGUAUUAGAAAAAUUUAUGAGACUUUAAUCAAACUCAUUAUCAAGAAGACAAAUCAUGACUCUCUUGACUUGAAAAAAGUAUUAAAUCAAGCCUGUUGGUUUAGUUGUUUAGAAAUUGUCAAAUUUUUGAUAGAAAAUAUCGAUCAUGAAAAGUUGGAUUUAACGGAAGCAGUAAACAAACUUUGCAGGGACUAUGACGAUGAUAAUACUGUUCAAAUUGAAAAAUGCGAACCUUUGAUCAAACUGAUUCUUGAGAAAAUGAAUCUUAACUCACUUGACUUGACAAAAGUAUUGAAUCAAGCAUGUCGGUAUGGUUAUCUAGACGUUGUCAAGUUUGUGUUAGACAAUAUCGAUCAUGAAAAAUUAGAUCUUAAUGAAGCAAUGAAUAUGGCAUACGACCAACGUGGUAACAAUAUCUUAGGCUGUAGAAAACAAAAGUAUGAGCCUCUGAUCAAACUGAUUCUCGAGCAAGUAAAUCAUACCUCACUUGACUUGAAAAAAGUGUUCAAUCAAGCAUGUCUGUAUGGUUGUUCAGACGUUUUCACGUUCAUGUUAGAAAAUAUCGAUCAUGAAAAGUUAGAUAUAAUGAAAGCAGUAAACAAUGCAUUCAGCAUAUUUUGGGACGAUGAUAAUUGUGAGCAAAGAGAAAAGAAGGAAUCGUUGAUCAAACUGAUUCUCGAAAAAGUGGAUCAUGACUUUCUUGACUUGAAAGAGAUAAUGAAAAUAGCAUGUCGUUAUGUUUAUCAAGAUGUUGUCUCGUUUUUGUUGGAAAAUACCAAUCAUGAAAAGUUAGAUAUAAUGAAAGCAGUAAACAUUGCAUACAGUUCAAUCAGUGACGAAGAUGACGACGAGGAUGAUAUUUACGAGAAAAGAGAAAAGAAGGAACCGUUAAUCAAACUGAUUCUCGAAAAAGUGGAUCAUGACUUACUUGACUUGAAAGAGAUAAUGAACGAAGCAUGGUUUUAUGGUUUUCAAGACGUUGUCACGUUUUUGUUGGAAAAUGCCGAUCAUGAAAAGUUAGAUAUAAUGAAAGUAGUAAACAUUGCAUACAGCCCAUUUUGUGACAGUGAUGAUAUCAAUGAGCAAGGAGAUAAGAAGGAACCUAUGAUCAAACUGAUUCUCGAAAAAGUGGAUCACGACUUACUUGACUUGAAAGAGAUAAUGAACGAAGCUUGUCGUUAUUGUUAUUUAGAUGUUGUCACGUUUUUGUUGGAAAAUGCCGAUCAUGAAAAGUUAGAUAUAAUGAAAGCAGUAAACAGUGCAUACAAAUCAUUUUGGUACGAGGAUGAUAUUGAUGAGCAAAGAGAAAAGAAUGAACAUUUAAUCAAACUUAUUCUCGAAAAAGUGGAUCAUGACUUACUUGACUUGAAAGAGAUAAUGAAAAUAGCAUGUCGUUAUGUUUAUCAAGAUGUUGUCUCGUUUUUGUUGGAAAAUACCAAUCAUGAAAAGUUAGAUAUAAUGAAAGCAGUAAACAUUGCAUACAGUUCAAUCAGUGACGAAGAUGACGACGAGGAUGAUAUUUACGAGAAAAGAGAAAAGAAGGAACCGUUAAUCAAACUGAUUCUCGAAAAAGUGGAUCAUGACUUACUUGACUUGAAAGAGAUCAUGAAUAAAGCAUGUCAAUAUGGUUAUCAAGACGUUGUCACGAUUUUGUUGGAAAAUACCAAUCAUGAAAAGUUAGAUAUAAUGAAAGUAGUAAACAUUGCAUACAGUUCAAUCAGUGACGAAGAUGACGACGAGGAUGAUAUUUACGAGAAAAGAGAAAAGAAGGAACCGUUAAUCAAACUGAUUCUUGAAAAAGUGGAUCAUGACUUACUUGACUUGAAUGAGAUAAUGAACGAAGCAUGUUUUUGUGGUUUUCAAGACGUUGUCACGUUUUUGUUGGAAAAUACCGAUCAUGAAAAGUUAGAUAUAAUGAAAGCAGUAAACAGUGCAUACAAAUCAUUUUGGUACAAGGAUAUUAUUUAUGAACAUUUGAUCAUACUGAUUCUCGAAAAAGUGGAUCAUGACUUACUUGACUCGAAAGAGAUAAUGAGCGAAGCAUGUUUUUAUGGUUUUCAAAGACGUUGUCACGUUUUUGUUGGAAAAUACCAAUCAUGAAAAGUUAGAUAUAAUGAAAGCAGUAAACAGUGCAUACAAAUCAUUUUGGUACGAGGAUGAUAUUGAUGAGCAAAGAGAAAAGAAUGAACAUUUAAUCAAACUUAUUCUCGAAAAAGUGGAUCAUGACUUACUUGACUUGAAAGAGAUAAUGAAAAUAGCAUGUCGUUAUGUUUAUCAAGAUGUUGUCUCGUUUUUGUUGGAAAAUACCAAUCAUGAAAAGUUAGAUAUAAUGAAAGCAGUAAACAUUGCAUACAGUUCAAUCAGUGACGAAGAUGACGACGAGGAUGAUAUUUACGAGAAAAGAGAAAAGAAGGAACCGUUAAUCAAACUGAUUCUCGAAAAAGUGGAUCAUGACUUACUUGACUUGAAAGAGAUCAUGAAUAAAGCAUGUCAAUAUGGUUAUCAAGACGUUGUCACGAUUUUGUUGGAAAAUACCAAUCAUGAAAAGUUAGAUAUAAUGAAAGUAGUAAACAUUGCAUACAGUUCAAUCAGUGACGAAGAUGACGACGAGGAUGAUAUUUACGAGAAAAGAGAAAAGAAGGAACCGUUAAUCAAACUGAUUCUUGAAAAAGUGGAUCAUGACUUACUUGACUUGAAUGAGAUAAUGAACGAAGCAUGUUUUUGUGGUUUUCAAGACGUUGUCACGUUUUUGUUGGAAAAUACCGAUCAUGAAAAGUUAGAUAUAAUGAAAGCAGUAAACAGUGCAUACAAAUCAUUUUGGUACAAGGAUAUUAUUUAUGAACAUUUGAUCAUACUGAUUCUCGAAAAAGUGGAUCAUGACUUACUUGACUCGAAAGAGAUAAUGAGCGAAGCAUGUUUUUAUGGUUUUCAAGACGUUGUCACGUUUUUGUUGGAAAAUACCAAUCAUGAAAAGCUAGAUAUAAUGAAAGCAGUAAAAAAUGCACUCGGUCUAUUUCAGGACGAUGAUAAUAUCAAUGAGCAAAGAGAAACGAGGGAAUCUAUGAUCAAACUGAUUCUCGAAAAAGUGGAUCACGACUUUCUUGUCUUGAAAGAGAUAAUGAACAAAGCAUGUCAAUAUGGUUAUCAAAACGUUGUCACGUUUUUGUUGGAAAAAACCAAUCAUGAAAAGUUAGAUAUAAUGAAAGCAGUAAACAGUGCAUACAACUCAUUUUGGUACAAGGAUGAUAUUUAUAAACAUUUGAUCAUACUGAUUCUCGAAAAAGUGGAUCAUGACUUACUUGACUUGAAAGAGAUAAUGAACAAAGCAUGUCAAUAUGGUUAUCAAAACGUUGUCACGUUUUUGUUGGAAAAAACCAAUCAUGAAAAGUUAGAUAUAAUGAAAGCAGUAAAAAAUGCAUACGAUCCAUUUCGGGACGAUGAUGAUAUCAAUGAGCAAAGAGAAAAGAGGGAAUCUAUGAUCAAACUGAUUCUCGAAAAAGUGGAUCACGACUUUCUUGUUUUGAAAGAGAUAAUGAACGAAGCAUGUCGUUAUGGUUAUUUAGCCGUUGUCACGUUUCUGUUGGAAAAUUUCGUUCAUGAAAAACUAGAUAUAAUGAAAGCAGUAAACAGUGCAUACAGCUCAAACAAGGGUGGGGAUUACGACGAGGAUGAUAUCAAUGAUCAAAGAGAAAAGAAGGAACCGUUAAUCAGACUGAUUCUCGAAAAAGUGAAUAAUGACUUACUUGACUUGAAGGAGAUAAUAGACGACGCAUUUUGUUAUGGUUAUCUAGAUGUUGUCACGUUUUUGUUAGAAAACACCGAUCAUGAAAAGUUGCAUAUAAUGGAAGCAGUAAACAAAGCAUGCAACCAAUCGAUAGAUGAGGAAACUGACGACAAUAGUAGUAAUGAAAAACUUAUAAAAAUAUUAUUACAGAAAGUAAAAACUGACCUACUUGAUAUGGAGAUACUGAUGAACGAAGCCUGUAGAAACGGUUGGUUAGAUAUUGUCAGAUGGUUAAUUGAAAAUAUUGAUCAUGCUAUGUUUGAUGUAGACACUGCAAUCACUGUUUUUAUUCUUCAUGAUAGCGACGAAACUCUUGACAUUUUCGUGUUAAUAUUACAAAACAUAAGUCCAAAUUUGUUUAAUAUAGGAACUGUUAUCGAACAAGCUUCUCGUCUGAACCACACUGACAAAGUUUUGUGGUUAUUACAAAAUAAGGAUAGUUCAUUAUUUGAAAUGAAAUAUGUGAUGAAUGAGGCUUGCCGAAAUAGUAAUCUACAGAUAAUAAAAUACGUCAUGGAAAAUAUGGACAAAGAUUGUUUCGAUGUUAGGACGGCAAUGAAUAAAGCAUGUCGCAGUUCAAAACCGAAUUCUCUAGUAGCAGUAAAAUGGCUUUUGGAAAAUAUUCCACAUGAUAUGUUAGAUUUGGAAAGCGCAAUGAACAAUGCAUGUCGUUAUGAAAUAAUUGAUGUUGUUGUAUGGUUCUGGACAACACUAGAUAGAAAAUUGUUUAAUGUAAAAACCGCAUGGAACAAUGCAUGUUAUAAUUGUAACGAGGCAUUACUAUCAUACCUAAUCAACAAUAUGGACGAAAACAUGUUGGAUAAAUCCAAGGCAAUGUCGCAGGCUUGUCGGAAUUAUGAGGGAGGAGAUAAGGUUAUUGCAUUGCUUUUUGAACAACCAAACAUGAACACAGCAGAAAACUGUAAAAAUGUACUGAAAGAAGCGUGCGUUCGCUCUAAUCGACCUAUAGUAGAGUGGUUGUUGGAAAAUACUGAUAUUCAACCAUCAGAAUUAAAAGAAACGCUAAUAUACGCUAUCAAAGCUACUACAAAUAAAUCAAAUGAUGAAGAUAAAUCUGAUCACGAAGUUCUUGUUUGGCUUAUGAUAAAGCAUCAAAAGAUUAAAAAACUUGAUCGAAAUGAUUUGUCUGAUGUUAUGGAAGCUGUAAGCAGUAUAGGACAGUUAGACAUGGUACAAUGGCUUUUGCACAACACAGAACAAAGCAUGUUUAAUAUGCGGGUUAUCAUUAACACGGCCUGUGAACUUGGAAAAUUUGAAAUCGUUGAUUGGUUUCUGCAGAACAUUGAUUUAACAAACACUGACGUGCAAACAGUGAUGGUAGAAUCAUGUGGUUAUGGCUGGUUAACAAUCGUAAAAUUGCUAUGGUCAAAAUUUCAAAAGGAAAAUUUUGAUAUGAAGACUUCAAUGGACGAGGCUUGUUCAUAUGGUCGAUAUGAGAUUGUAAAAUUUCUUCUGGAAAAUGUUGAUUCUAAGUUUCUCGAUACUAAUUUAGUAUUAGAGAAAGCGUGUGGGUACGGAUGGAAAGAUAUUAUCCUUUGGUUGUUUGCCAAUGUAGGUAAUAUAUCUAUUAAUUUAGAGGCAUGCAUGUUUGAAGCGUGCGUGCAAGGUAGACUUGAAAUAGUUGAACUAUUGAUUUCAAAAUAUGGUAUAAAUAACUUUGAUGUGGACAUAUUGAUUGGUAUAUCAUGUAAGAACAGUGGCAACAGAGGUGUCAUGAAGUUUCUAAUCGAAAACUUUGACCUUACACAAUCACAUAUAAAUAUCAUUGUUAGAACUGCAUGCAAAUAUGGUUGGACGGAAAUCUUAACAUCGAUUUUAGAUAGUUGCAAACAUAACAAAAAUCUCAUGGAAGAAGCCAUAAAAAAUGCUUGUUAUAGCGGCGAAACUGAAAUUGUUAAAAUACUUCUCGAUAAAGUUGAUGUAAGCUUCGUAGAAAUAAAAAAUGCCAUGAGUAUCUCAUGCCAGAAAGGUUGGGACGAAAUAGUUUCAAUACUGAUAGAACGAGUUGACCAUUCUCUGUUUGAUCUUACUGGUGCGAUGAACGAGGCAUGUCGGUGUGGAGAAGCAGACAUUGUUGAGUUAUUGAUUCAGAAGGUUAAUCACAAAUUCUUUAACUUCGAGAAUGCUGUAAUGGAAGCAUGUCAAAGUCAUUUAAAUGAAAACUUAGUACUUAUUUUGCUUAAAUAUAUUAACAAUUCAACAAGGGAUAUAGAAGAAAUGUCUAAAAAAGCACGCGAAUAUGGAUGGCGUAAAGUGAGUUCCCGUUUGAAAAGGAUGAGUUACAACGAAAACAAAAUUUUUCUAUAAUGCCCACCAACUUAAUUUUCUUAUACGCUAUAUUGGCGCUAGAAUUAUUGUGCAGCAACAAUGAUCAGUGAACUAUAAAAUUGUAUUAAAAAUUAGAAUUGACUUCAAAUAAAAAAAAAAUGCAUAUUGAGCAGGCAGAUUAAGUGGAUGGGACAACAACUGCAGAGUUUACUCCCUUUAUCAAAACAUUUACCUGUGAAUGUAGUGAUUUCACACUAUCACCUUUCUAUGUUCAGUAAACCGAUUCCAACGAGUGUGUAGCUAAAGGUAGAAUCUUUGGUUAGCUUCCUUGCUGGCUAAACCAUGAAAUCAUAAUUAGGUAUGGUACAUCUGGCUUUUUGAUGGAGUCAAUAGUUAAGCAGAGAACCAAUCAGAAUUAAGUCAGUUUUAAUAAAGUGACUUUUUUUAAGUCAGUUUAACAAUAAGUUUUCCAUCAAAAUUAAAAUUAAGUGAUAAUUAUAAGCUCAUUCACAAGCAUGUUGUAGGUGUGUUUGAUUUGCGAAUUUUAUUUUGUUUAUUUUGAUAAAUGGUGAAAAAUUAACUGAAAGCUGAAAUUCUUCGUCAGACAUUACAAAUAAUAAUAUAUUUUACUUGUCUGUUGAAUUUGCUACAUCAAGUUAAUAAAAUGUAGUCGGAUAUGUUUGACAAGUGCUAACCGUAUUUACUUUUACAAAUACACUUAUGUUUACAAUACACCCGGACAGGUAAAAAAAGACUGCAAGGUGUCCAAAAGUACAUAUGGCCUGAUCAUUCAAUCUACAAAUGUAGGUCAGAUUAAAUCUAACUGAAGUAGAGACAUACAAAUUGUUCUUCAUGGCUGCAUUAUUCAUAUGAAACUAAUCGGUAAGGUAAUGUUAACGGACCAAGUGGAUGAUCAUAAACUCUUCAACUUUCAAUUUCAAACUGCAUUUGUUUGCUGUUUUUUUUCGUUGCAUUUUUAACUAAAUAAAAGGCCCACAACCGUGCAUAUAUAUGAAGAAAAGACACUAAGAUUACGUGGAGAAUACACCAAAGACACUCAUUAACUAAACUGCCUAUUCACGGCGUAAUUAUUAAUAAAAAACGUUACUCCGCUUCUUAUUUAUUGUAAUAAAAAGAUUUUUAAUUCAAUCAAAGAUUUAGAAAUGAAAUUUCAUUUGCAAAGUAGUCUAGGAAAACCUUUGUAUCGAACUUACUUAUAUUACAAAUAAUAAUCAGGCCAUUGAUAUAAAUGUUUUCAUUGGAUGAUAAAAUGGCGCUUUGCUCCUCUCAAUUUUAAUGUAAUAAUCAGUUCAUGAUUGAGCAAGGAAGCUAAUCAAAGAUUCUACCUUUAGCUACACACUCGUUGGAAUCGGAUGUAAACAGGCUUCAAAACAGUAAUUUGGAAUACAUUUUCAACAUUUCACAUCAUAAUGAACAUACAAACUAAGUUUCAUGUUAAUGUUUCCACUUCUUAAUGGGUAAAUAUCCUAGCCGAAAACUGUAAUUUGAAACGGAACGAACUAACGGAAAAUUGGAAAAUUUUAUAGUGUAUAAAAUAUAAUAGCCCUUACUACCGUAGGCGCAGUAAAUAAAGUAAAGGUUUUCAUAAAUACGAAAUUACAUUGAAGAAAAAUUGCAAUCAAAUGAAAGCAUUGAUUGAAUGCCAUCUUGAAUAAGUGAGUACUAAUUGCAUCAAGGAAAUCAUAAGUCGUUGUUUAGUAUAACUUCAGUAUAUGAACACCAUCAUAAAUUUUAAAAAAAGGGGAAAGUCAAUGAAUACAAUACCAAAUAUCAUUCAAUAAUACCCUUUCUUUCAGUUGUCCUUUUGUAAAAUCAUUCACAGGUUUUACUUUAUCUGUAUAUAUAGGAUAGGAAAAUUUAUGUCUCGUGGUACGUUGAAAAUAUGCUUAUUAGUAUGAUAUUUAGUAAUUUCUUUUUUUUUUGUGAAUGAUUUCAAUAUUUCAUUUUGCAGUAUGUGAAAUUGAUUAUGUUAAUCAAACUAGUUAAAGUAGAGUUUUAGAAAAUGUAACUUUUCAAGUUGUACAUAUGCAUAGUUUCAGUUAAAUACUGUUUUGUUAUGAUUUUUAAUGUAUGUGAUUAUUAUCAUUUUUGCUUUUAUGAUUACUUUUCAUUUUCUCAUUAUGUAAUUGACAUUAUUAUCAUACUUACAAAAUUGUUUAGGGCACUCAGCUUGUUACCAUUUAAAGUUUUGGACAUUUAUAAAAUUUCAUCACUGUUUGUUUCAGGUUUUUAAUGUCAGGUAAAUUCCCUUAAUUACAGAAAUAUUAUGAUGUAUAGUUAAAUGUUUAUACAUCUCUGUAAAUAUACACUAUCAUCGUCAUGUAACACGCAAUUAUUGAAGUGCAUUCAAUGUUUUCUCCGUUGUUGGUUAACAUUAUUUUUUUGAUUAGUUGUUUAUAUAUUUCAGUAAAAGCGUUUUUGUUAGGUCAUAUUUUUUUCAUAUUUAUAAAGUUUUGCUACCUUUUGUUUUUAGUUUUUAUGUUACAGUACGUUGUUGACAUCAUCAUAUUGUAUAAAAGUUAAGCUUUCAUUAAUUCUAAAAAAAAAUCGAUGUAACUUUAAAAACGGUUUUUUGGAGAGAUUGUAUUUUCACUUAGUAUGUCAUUGUUUCUGACUUUUUAUGCCCCCGCCGUAGCGGAGAGGGCAUAAUAUUUUCCCUUGUCCGUCCGUACGUCCGUCGGUCCCAAAAUUUGUUCGCGUUCUCUAACUUUAGUUAACCUCAACUAAAUGAUGUUAUAAAUCUUGUACACAAUGCUUAUUACCGCAAAACACAGAUCAAGUUUAAAUAAUUGUGGCGUAACUUUAACCGUUCUAAAGUUAUGCCCUUUACAAAGGGAAAAAUUGACGAAAUUUUCGUUUUCCAUUCACUAACUUAAGUUUGCUUCAACCAAAUGUUAUAAAACGUAUACACAAUGCUAAUUACCCAAAAACUCAGUUUAAGUAAGAAUUUGGGUAGCUUGUUACUGUCCUUAAGGUAUGUCUCUUUCUAAUUUUAGAUGCAAGCUUGAACAUCAUCUGUGUCCCAUUGACUCAUUCCCCAAUCAUUUUGUGAUUGUAUUUGUACAUAUAUAGUAUGUCAUUGGCUUUGAUUUUUUUUGUGAUUGUAUUUGUACUUAGUAUGUCAUUGAUUUUAAUUUUUCAUGUAAUUGUAUUUGUACAUAGUAUGUCAUUGUUUUGAAUUUUUGAUGUGAUUGUAUUUGUACAUAGUAUGUCAUUGGCUAUGGUUUUGUUUGGUGAUUGUAUUUGUACUUAGUAUAUCUUUGGCUUUGAUUUUUUUGUGAUUGUAUUUGUACUUAGUAUGAAAUUGGUUUUAAUUAUUUAUGUGAUUAUAUUUGUACUUAACAUGUCAUUGAUUCUGAUUUUUUAUGUGAUUGUAUUUCUGCUUUAUAUUUCAUUGGUUUUGAUGUUUUUCGUGAGACAAAUCAGCCAUAUUUGUAAGUUAUGUAAGCCAUUGUAAGAUAAUAUUAUGUGGUGUUAUCUAUUUUCUGUUUGAAGAAUUUGCAUAUUCCAUGUCAAAGUGAUAAACCAAUUCAUUAUAAAAAAAAUGAGAUGAAGUAUGAUCGCCAACGAGACAGCUAUCAGUGCAGGUCCAAAAUGUCAAAAAUGUACAGACGUAGCUAUAGGUCAGCAUCGCUAUUCAACAAUGAGCAAAAUCCAUACCGUUCAGUCGGCUUUAGAUAUCCCUCAAUUGGUAAUAUGGAAAAUGUGAUUUUUCCCCUUAAAGGUGCAUUAUGUAAAUAACUUUGUAGAUUUUUUAAAAAUCUUAAAGAGCUUGGGUAUUUAGGAAUGAUGCGGUCGUGUUAUUUUAUGAAACUGUAAUUGGAAUAUUUACUGAUUUUGUUUAAUGUCAUUGCAAUAUGAGUAUAUUAUGAUGAAUAAACAUUCCCUUUA
Molecule: messenger RNA, 15209 nt
Organism: Mytilus californianus (California mussel)
Lineage: Eukaryota; Metazoa; Mollusca; Bivalvia; Mytilida; Mytilidae
Exons: 4
Coding region: 7275-11336 (1353 amino acids)
Molecular function (GO): protein binding
Source: RefSeq, a predicted model, not a curated record